Rhododendron vialii is the source of this 1038-nucleotide messenger RNA. RefSeq lists its product as uncharacterized. The record is from RefSeq and is a predicted model, not a curated record. NCBI's taxonomy places the organism in Eukaryota, Viridiplantae, Streptophyta, Magnoliopsida, Ericales, Ericaceae. The transcript has a single exon. The coding region runs from base 1 to 1038 and encodes 345 amino acids.
AUGGCAGAUAAACAAAAUGAAAAAGGUUCCGAUUCCAAUGACGCCUUGGGAUCAACCAAUGAUCCUUUCUUCAUUCCUCAUUCUGAUAGUCCCACUGCUGUUUUAGUUACCCCUCUCCUCUCAGGAGAUAACUAUGGAACGUGGCUUCGCGCCAUGACCAUGGCACUUCGCGCUAAAAAUAAGUUGGGCUUCGUUGACGGGUCAAUCGAAAUGCCCAAUGAUACCAGCAAGUUGCGUCAAUGGGAGCGAUGCAACGAUCUAGUCAGUUCAUGGAUUCUCAACUCCACAGAAAUUGAGAUCCGUGGAAGUAUUCUCUAUGCUGAAACUGCUAGAGAAGUGUGGCUCGAUCUUCGUGAUCGAUUCACCCAAACCAACGCACCGAAAGUCUAUCAACUGAAGCAAGCCAUAGGUAAAACAACACAAGAAGAUUCUAGUGUCUCCACAUAUUUCACGAAGAUGAAAGCACUAUGGGAUGAACUUAGUUCUGUCUCUACUGUGCAGCCUUGCACUUGUGGCCAUGGAAAAGCGAAUGCUGCUCUCCACCAACAAGAUCGUGCCAUGGAGUUCCUUCAAGGCCUCCAUGAGCGCUAUUCUAGUCUGCGAAGUCAGAUUCUUUUAAUGGAGCCAUUUCCAAGUGCCGCCAAGAUUUAUGCUCUCGUGCGACAAGAAGAGAAGCAACAGGAAAUACACUCUUCAACCCCUUCAGUUACCAUGCCCGAAGCUGCUGCACUGACAGCCAACUCAGUUUCUACCAACGGCAAAGAAAAUUGGUCUGCACCCUCUCAGAAUCGUGCUAAUGUUAGCGCCAAUUUUAGGGGUCAUCAUCCAAACCGAUCAUCCAAUCGGUACGAUGUAAAUUCUAAUCAACGCAACAUUGGUGGAGAUCAUCGCCAAACCGGGAAACCACGGAUGCACUGUGAUUACUGUGAUCGUGACAACCAUAACCGAGAUACAUGUUAUAGGUUGCAUGGUUAUCCCACAGAUAAACCAAGGAGUUCUUCAAAUAACCGCAGACUUUCAAGUUCCUCAAGGAUUUGA